AUGGAGUUCUGUUUCCUGCCAGUACGGAAGCAUUUUGGCCCCAAAAAGCCUAAGAAACCUUUCGUUUAUGCAAAAGGAGAGGCCCCAUUCGAAAAGCUCCUGCCCGAGCUCUGGUGGGAAGUAGUCACCUACCUCCCGACAAACGAAAUGCUUGCCCUUCGGCUGAUCUCCAAAGAGAUGGAGAGGAAGAUAUUCACCCUCGCUUUCAAACUCAUCCUGCCGCGUCUACCGACACUCCAUACAAAGCUAACUCGCUCGAGCAUUCAAAAAAUCCAUACAAUCGCCUCGAACUCUGAGCUCUGCCACAUCCCACGAGCCAUGCGAGUCGUGUAUCCAUGGCGCUAUCUCUGCCCUGGUGAAAAACUCAGCGCCAAAAGCGAGUUCAUGCAACUUUCCUUGAAAUUACCAGAGAUCCAUACCCUGAUGAACGACCUCAAGUACUCUCUCACCAACUGUCGCAGCUUUGAGAUCUGCAUAGAGGCAACAGUGACCCAGAUACAGGCCGAGAGUGAAUACAUCAACAUCUUGCUUCAAAUUCUUGCCGAAGCCGACAUUAAUCCGGAGCAGCUUACCUUUUCUGUUCCGCCAGAUCGAGCCAAAAUCUUAGUUGGCGCUAGCUCUAGUAAUGCCAGAUCAUUCUUUCAUAUUAAAGAGCCUUGCGACAUGAUUCGCGGCUGGACAAACCUACACACCCUGAAAAUUGUCGACGACGAAGCCAUUCGCUGUGGUGAAGCUGUGGAACCCGCUGUCUGCCAGAUCCUCAAGGAGGCGCCGUGUCUGGAGCGCCUCAUCUUCAGCGAGAGUUGCAAAACUCCUGUACGGAAUAGGAACUCCCUGUCACCUCUCAGUAAGGCCGGUCCUUUCCCUCGAUUGAAACAUCUAGAGCUUCAUUCUGUUGCCGUCCAUUCUGUGGACCUCCUCAGAUUGUUGAGAGUCAACGGUCGGUACCUGGUCUCCGUGGGCUUCUUCGAUUGUUGGUGCCACAUUCCAGUGCGCUGGGAAUCCUUACUUUGGCUCAUGAAAGGCUAUAUGCCCAGGUUGAACUCGUUCACCCUCCAACAGUGUGGUAUCGACCGCUCGAGUCGACCUUACACUUACACAUACGAGGGCCCAGAUAUCGGGGAUAUACUGGGGAAACUGAGAUUUAAUUUACGUGGACAUUAUUUCUAG
Molecule: messenger RNA, 1170 nt
Organism: Aspergillus welwitschiae
Lineage: Eukaryota; Fungi; Ascomycota; Eurotiomycetes; Eurotiales; Aspergillaceae
Exons: 1
Coding region: 1-1170 (389 amino acids)
Source: RefSeq, a predicted model, not a curated record